AUGAGGUCGCACGGAAUAAAGCUCAACCCGGACAAGUGCACCUUUGGAGUGACAGGAGGGAAGUUUUUGGGAUACAUGAUCAGCGAACGAGGGAUAGAGGCGAACCCAGAAAAAAUUCAAGCUAUAAUGGGCCUGAGAUCACCCAAUUCGGUCAAAGAGGUGCAGAAGCUCACGGGAAAGAUCGCAUCCUUGAGCAGAUUUAUAUCUCGAUCGGCCGAUAGAAGCUUGCCGUUUUUCAAGAUCUUGCGGAAGCCUAAAAAUUUCAUGUGGACACCAGAGUGCGAUCAGGCUCUGCAAGAGUUGAAGGAAUACCUCACAAAGCCUCCGUUGCUCGCAAACCCGAAGGAAGGGGAGACUUUAUUCUUAUACCUAGGGGUGUCCGAAAAUGCGGUCAGCUCAGUGCUGGUGAGGGAGGAGACCAGUAAUCAAAAUUCGGUGUAUUAUGUUAGCAAAAUGCUCCAGGGGGCUGAAUCACGAUAUUCGGAGAUGGAAAAACUAGCCCUCGCCCUAGUUGUAACAGCUCGAAAACUACGGCCAUAUUUCCAGUCGCACAAGGUGGUGGUAUUGACGAACCAUCCUCUCAAACACGUGAUGUCACGACCCGAAGCAUCAGGAAGGCUAAUUGAGUGGGCGGUAGAAUUGGGACAGCACGACAUUGAGUAUCAACCCAGAACGGCCCAGAAAGCGCAGGUGCUAGCGGAUUUUGUGACGGAGUUAAUAGGCGACCAAGAACGACCCGGAACGCUCGAACAGCCUUGUUCGAAAUGGAUGCUGCAUGUCGAUGGGUCUUCCAACGCGAAUAAUGGAGGAGUGGGCAUAUUGAUCCAAGGACCCGAGGGUGUCGAGAUAGAAGUGGCUGCUCGACUAUCAUUCCCAGUAACAAACAAUGAAGCGGAAUACGAGGCAUUGGUACUAGGGCUGGAGCUAGCAUAUGAGGCAGGCGCUCGCGAUCUGGAGGUUUUCACCGACUCACAGCUGAUCGCUAUGCAAAUUGAAGGAGCAUACAAGACGAGAGAGAGAACCAUGACACAGUAUAAAGAGAUCGCGCAACGAUUGAUGAGAAAGUUUAGUGGAUGUUCGGUUUCACAAGUUCCCCGAGCAGAAAACGACAAAGCGGAUGCUCUGUCAAAAUUUGGUGCGGCAAUGGAUGGAAUUCGGGAUCGCAAAAUCACAGCCCUAGUAUGCGAGCAGUCGGGUCUCGCGGGCAGAUCAGAAGUCCAGGUCGUUUCAACGACGGGAUCUUGGAUGAGCGAAAUCGUAGGCUACCUUGAGGAGGGUACUUUGCCUUGCGACCCGGUGGCAGCCAAAAGACUCAAAUUUUGGGCUGCUCGAUUCACACUGUUGGAGGGCCAGCUAUACAAGAGGACGGUGGACGGCCCUCUCUUGAAAUGCUUGGACGAAGAGAGGGCCAUGUAUGUGAUGCGGGAAAUACAUGAAGGAAGCUGUGGCAAUCAUUCCGGGGCGAGAUCGCUGGCUCAGAAAGUGAUGCGACAGGGAUAUUUCUGGCCCACCCUAGUCGAAGACUCAAAGAACUUGGUGAGAAAAUGCGAAAGCUGCCAGAAGUAUGCUUCCUUAAUACAUCAGCCCGCGACCCCAAUGGAACCAAUCAAGAUAGCGUGCCCAUUCGACCAGUGGGGAAUUGAUAUCGUGGGACCCUUUCCACCCGCGCAAGCUCAGAAGAAGUUCAUCAUCGUAGCGGUCGAAUAUUUCUCCAAGUGGGUCGAAGCGGAGGCGGUGGCCAAAAUAUCCGAGAAGGAAGUUAUCAACUUCAUCUGGAAGAACAUCAUAUGCAGAUUUGGUAUACCCAGGAUACUGAUAUCCGAUAACGGUACGCAAUUCCAAGGCAGGAAGAUCACGGAAUGGUGCAAAGAGCUCAAGAUCGCACAACAUUUCAUGGCAGUCGCGAACCAUGAGGCGAAUGGGCAGACCGAGGUGACCAAUCGGACAAUCUUGCAACACUUGAAGACGCGCCUCGAGAGCAAGGGAUCGUGGGUGGACGAACUGCCCGGGGUCCUGUGGGCCUAUCGCACGACACCACGAACCGCUACGGGCGAGACCCCUUUCUGCUUAGUAUACGGGACCGAAGCCAUCAUCCCAGCCGAAAUUGGGGAGGAAAUCGCAAAGAGUCAUGCAAUAUGA
Messenger RNA from Sesamum indicum (sesame), 2139 nucleotides. The record is from RefSeq and is a predicted model, not a curated record. NCBI's taxonomy places the organism in Eukaryota, Viridiplantae, Streptophyta, Magnoliopsida, Lamiales, Pedaliaceae.